Messenger RNA from Branchiostoma floridae (Florida lancelet), 2792 nucleotides. Its product is annotated as tripartite motif-containing protein 2-like. Gene Ontology annotation, biological process: positive regulation of DNA-templated transcription. The record is from RefSeq and is a predicted model, not a curated record. The transcript has a single exon. Gene Ontology annotation, cellular component: chromatin; nucleoplasm. NCBI's taxonomy places the organism in Eukaryota, Metazoa, Chordata, Leptocardii, Amphioxiformes, Branchiostomatidae. Gene Ontology annotation, molecular function: zinc ion binding; protein binding; ubiquitin-protein transferase activity. The coding region runs from base 23 to 2041 and encodes 672 amino acids.
UCAUUGUUCAGAAUCGGUGAAAAUGGCGUCCGACCCAACCAGCGACAUAACCGACAAGUUUCUCGUCUGUCAGGUCUGUUUAGAGGACUUCAAGCAGCCAAAGAUGCUGCCGUGUCUUCACACCUUCUGCCAGCCGUGUUUGGAGAGGCUUCUGGCCACAGAGCCGGUAGGGAAACUGGACUGUCCAACAUGUCAACAGGACGUGCCACUGCCCAAAAAUGGCGUCCGGGUUCUUAAGUCUAACCUCCUCGUUGGCAAACUGUGCGAGAUUCUACAACAACAGCCGCAACAACAGCAGAGAGGACAAACAUCCGAAGCGCGGGAGGAAGGAGUCUCCUGUACGACCUGUGAUAUCGGCAACUCGGCUCAGUUCUACUGUGUGGAGUGUACCGACUACCUGUGUCGGAAAUGUAACGACACCCACUGUCGGUUCAAAGUAACAACGUCCCACAAAGUUGUAGCAAUUCAAGACCUGCUAUCUGGCAAGGCUGUCGCCGAGCUCCGGGCGAGGGAGACAUCCAGGUGUGAGGAUCACCAUGAACUGAACAAGUUCUACUGUGACACCUGUCACCGGGUCAUCUGUCUGCACUGUGUGGUCACUGCGCACAAAGAUCACCAGUAUGUGGAGAUAGAAAAAGCAGCCGAGAGGGAGAGAGCAAUGAUCAAGGCAAAACUGACGACCGUCAGGAACGCAGAAGACCUGCAUGAAAAGUGGAUACAACAGUUGCAGUUAGAGUGGUCUUCAGAAGUACAGCGGACAGAAGAACAGAUCAGAAAACAAGUAAAGUUGAUCAUCAAGGCCGCAAAGAAGGCGGGAAACGACACAAUUUUUCAGCUUCACACCAUGAAUGCUGCCCGGAAGAAACAGAUGGAAAUAGCCAUGGAGGCAGCUGAGAUGGACCUGGCCUCAGCCAGGAGCUGUGUCCAGUUCACGGACAACAUGUUGGAUUUCGGGAGCCCGGCGGAGGUCAUGUCGGUGGCCGGAGAACUGACCGGAUGGUUAGACCAAACCGCGGAGGAUAAAAACACUAUGGAGGCUGAGCUGACGAAAAACUUUGUGACCAUAACAUUUGACCCACCAGCUGGUAAAGUGGAGCAAAGGGUGGCAAAACUUGUAGGUGGGAUAAACCAGGUGAGAACACCUUUGCAAUCACCUCUAAUCACGCAGGUGCGACCGAACGUGGUGAUCGGGAAUGGCGGCACAAGACUAGAACACGUCAAAACUAUUGGGAAGGGGGGCAGUGGAGAUGGACAGUUUCUCUAUCCAACCUCGCUUGCCGUCACUGCAGAGGGAGACAUUGUAGUGACUGAUCGUGACAAAGACAAAUCUCGCCUGCAAUUUCUGCUCAAAGAUGGCUCCUUUAAGAAGAAGGUCGAUCUUGGAUUCCAACCGUGGUGUGUAGCUACACAGACAAACGGUGAGCUGUUGGUGACAGGGGACGGACACAGGAUCCAUGUACUGGACAAAGAGGGGAGUGAGUCACGUGUCAUCCAGGUGACAGAGGCUGCAAAGACAGGUGAUGCUACAUUCGGGGUCGCUGUUGACGGUUUGGGACGCAUCAUCGUCACUAUCGGGCACCGAGUUUUCGCAAUCAGUCCCAGCGGUGACGUUUUGUGUAAGUUCGGGGGCGAAGGUCAAGGCCAGCAUCAGCUGGGUUCCGUCCUCCGUUUGGCUAUCAACAGCAGGAACCAAAUCAUCAUCAGUGACUAUGACAACCACAACGUGAAGAUAUUUGACCCCACCGGUCGUCAACUCUUCACGUGCGGGUCCCGUGGCUCGGGACCUCGUCAGCUGCACGGCAAACGCGAUCAGCACUGGCCCCACUGUGUCAUUACGGACAGCGAGGACAACAUCAUCGUGGCUGAUCAUUGGAGCCAUCGUGUUUCCCUGUUCAGUCGGGACGGCACGUUUAUCAGGCACGUGCUGACACGGGAGGAACACGGACUGAGGGGUCCGUUGGGACUAGCACUGACUCACGACGGACAUUUAGUCGUCUCUCAAUGGCCUUGCAAGACUAUCAUCUUUUUCCACGGAAAAUGAAAGUAAGAUCGGAUACCGAUGGAGGCACAUAUGUAUUACAUCUUGGUUCGUUGGAAUCGAAAUAUCUCGUUGGAAGCAAGGUUUUAUUUUUCUACAAAUCCUCCUUAGUUGCAGAACAUGACUAAGAUGGUUGAGAAUUGCAGGAGUAGCAAUUUCUUUAUAAAAAUUAAUACUCCAAAGCCAGAGCCCAAAUAUCUUCAAUGUAUCAUUAUUUUGUUGUAUUCUAUAUGUGACUUAUAUAUAUAUAUAUGCACAAAUAAACAUAACUAUACAUGAAUGGAUAAUUGGUGAGAUUCUGUUUCAGUAUUACUCACGUAACCCAUAACUUUCAUGUCUUGGAACACAGUGACAAUUGAGUAAAAUGUCAAAUGUCAAAAAAGUGUAAGGGGACCAUAAAAGCUAGCAGUUAUUGUAAACCAGCUUUAUCUCUUUACCAUCUUAUCAAUCAAUGAGAUAUUGCACCUUUACCAUUCUCAAAAACUCCCAACCUAUUCCCCACACUAUUAGUCUCUACAUUAAACUGAUAAGCUUACAAUAAAUAGUCAUUGUAGCAACAGUUUUGACAAGGCUGAGACAAUACAAUGUACAUUAUCAUCUCUAGAGGCAUUUUUUUUAGUAGGCUGGUUAUAUGCUCUAGGUAUAUACUCUCCAGGCAGAGGUGCGGCUCUGGCUAUCUUUGGACACAUUUUUAGGAAUCUUUGCCCGGCCUUCUCUCUUGUAGUCUAUAAUGUUGCCUGGCAUCUGUAGUCCA